AUGCCCAAUGGCAGUCUCGAUAAGUUUCUGUACGACCAAGAGAAGCCUCCUCUGGAUUGGGCGACACGGUUUCGGGUCAUCAAAGGCGUGGCAUCAGGCGUUCUGUAUCUACAUGAAGACUGGGAGCAGGCUUAUGACCAUGGAACCGAUCCAAAGACCACCCGCGUCGUCGGAACCAUCGGUUAUCUUGCUCCCGAGCUCGCUCGAACCGGCAAGGCGACCACCAUCACCGACGUGUUUGCGUUCGGGGCAUUCCUUCUGGAGGUUGCUUGCGGCAGGAGGCCGGUGGAGCGGAUGGCGGCGGAGCAGUUGGUUCUAUCGGAUUGGGUGUUGGAGAACUGGAGGGAGGGGACGAUACUGGCGACGAGGGAUCCAAGGCUGGGGGAAGACUACGCGGUGGAGGAGGUGGAGCUGGUGUUGAAGCUUGGAUUACUGUGCUCGCAUCCACUUCCCACAGCAAGGCCGAGCAUGCGCCAAGUCGUGCGCUACUUGGAGGGCCAUGCACCGCUCGCCGAACUCUCGCCCACGUACCUCAGCUUCAGCGCUUUUGUGCAGGUUCACAACGAAGGUGCCGAUGACCAUAUCACGUCGUAUACUUCGUCGGUGGCUUCUGCAUCGGUUAUCUCCGGGGUCGAUGACAGAGGAGGACAUGGCUGUGUGUGUGUAGAUUGCAAAUGCUGUGCCGUGCCUGUAGAUUCUUCUCAUGUCUAA
Messenger RNA from Musa acuminata AAA Group (dessert banana), 711 nucleotides. Its product is annotated as L-type lectin-domain containing receptor kinase SIT2-like. Gene Ontology annotation, molecular function: transmembrane receptor protein serine/threonine kinase activity; ATP binding. Bases 1 to 711 code for a protein of 236 amino acids. The transcript is spliced from 2 exons. Gene Ontology annotation, biological process: protein phosphorylation; defense response to oomycetes; defense response to bacterium. Gene Ontology annotation, cellular component: plasma membrane. The record is from RefSeq and is a predicted model, not a curated record. Lineage: Eukaryota; Viridiplantae; Streptophyta; Magnoliopsida; Zingiberales; Musaceae.